AUGGGCAAUGUGUCAAAAACUGCCCUGUUUGUAUCCACAAUCUCCAGACAGCAAGACAUCCUCAUGGGAUCAAUUUAUUCAGUGUUCUGUGUCUUGUCGCUCCUGGGAAAUGGCAUACUGCUGUUUGUAGCCUACCGUAAGAGGUCAUCUUUGAAGCCAGCAGAGUUUUUCGUUGUGAACUUGUCUGUGAGUGAUCUAGGGAUGACCCUGUCUCUGUUUCCUCUGGCCAUCCCAUCUGCUCUAGCACACAGGUGGUUGUUUGGGGAGGUAGCAUGUCUGUGCUAUGCUGUGUGCGGGGUUUUAUUUGGCUUAUGCAGCCUAACAAACCUGACUGCUUUGUCUUCAGUAUGCUGUCUCAAAGUCUGCGUCCCAAAUUACGGUAACAAAUUCUCAUCCAGCCAUGCUUGUGUGAUGGUGGUUGGGGUUUGGUGUUACGCCUCUGUCUUUGCUGUGGGACCUUUGGCCCGGUGGGGCAGUUUUGGACCAGAACCGUACGGAACCGCCUGCUGCAUAAACUGGUACACUCCAUCCCACGAUGCCCUAGCCAUGUCUUACAUCAUCAGUCUCUUUAUUUUUUGUUAUGUUAUUCCCUGUACCAUCAUCAUCCUCUCUUACACCUUCAUCCUACUGACAGUGAGGGGGUCUAGCCAAGCCGUUCAACAGCACGUCUCACCACAAACCAAAGUGUCCAAUGCACACGCUCUUAUUGUCAAGCUGUCAGUGGCUGUGUGUAUUGGCUUCCUUACGGCUUGGAGCCCGUAUGCCAUUGUUGCCAUGUGGGCUGCGUUCAGUGCCAAUGAGCAGGUCCCACCCACCGCUUUUGCGCUGGCAGCCAUCCUGGCCAAAUCUUCCACCAUUUACAACCCUAUGGUUUAUCUCCUCUUCAAACCCAACUUUCGCAAAUCACUGAGUAAGGAUACCCAAACCAUCCGCCACAGGAUUUGUUUGAGCCAUAGUAAAGCCAGUCCCACAGCAGGAGUAAAGGAUCGGCAGGUACAGAACUUUCAGCAGUGCAACAAUAAGGAUGCCAGCACCUCCACACCCUUUUCCAGUGGACAUGCAGAGAGUUAUGGGGCAUGUCAUGUCUCUGUAGAAGCAGAGCCACGUCUUCAGCAAAUAAGUCCUCAGAGAACUGCGCGUAUUCUGGAGGGCACCGUUCAGAGUGAAAUUCCAGUGAGACAACUGACUGACAGAAUGCAAAAUGACCUCCUGUGAGAGAUACUCAAUAAAGAAAGAAUGCAUAAAAUGUAAGGAGGGAAAGGAUGAUAAAACUUGUAAGAAUCACAGAUGUCCUUAGAUGCCCAAACACAAGGACAAAGAAAGCUGAGGAGAAGGAAUAAAAAAAAUCUCCCUGUUGUUUCUGGAUUCUUAUUGAUCCUCAGAACUUCCUGCUGAUUUCACCAAUGUUUACUGAACCAAAU
Molecule: messenger RNA, 1421 nt
Organism: Carassius auratus (goldfish)
Lineage: Eukaryota; Metazoa; Chordata; Actinopteri; Cypriniformes; Cyprinidae
Product: opsin-5-like
Exons: 6
Coding region: 1-1215 (404 amino acids)
Biological process (GO): visual perception; G protein-coupled receptor signaling pathway
Cellular component (GO): membrane
Molecular function (GO): G protein-coupled receptor activity
Source: RefSeq, a predicted model, not a curated record